Carlito syrichta (Philippine tarsier) is the source of this 973-nucleotide messenger RNA. RefSeq names its product growth/differentiation factor 3-like. The transcript has 2 exons. Lineage: Eukaryota; Metazoa; Chordata; Mammalia; Primates; Tarsiidae. Gene Ontology annotation, biological process: SMAD protein signal transduction; BMP signaling pathway. Gene Ontology annotation, cellular component: extracellular region. Gene Ontology annotation, molecular function: cytokine activity; growth factor activity. The coding region runs from base 1 to 942 and encodes 313 amino acids. The record is from RefSeq and is a predicted model, not a curated record.
AUGGUUCCAGAAGCCAUGCAGAGGGUCCUGGAAGGGCUGGGGCUGGCAGGAGCUCCUUCAGGCAGCAAGCAGGAAGUUAGCCCUGGAGAAUGGCUCUUCACCCAUCCACACUGUUUCUUUCUUUACCCAAAGAAACUCGAGCAGGCUUCCCCUUGCCUACAAAAGUUUCUCUACUUUAACCUGUCUUCCAUCAAAGGAAAGGACCAGUUAACAAUGGCCCUGCUGGGCCUGGACCUGGGGCCCAGUUCUUACUAUAACCUGGGGCCAGACCUGGAAUUGUUCCUGUCCCUGAUUCAGGAGCCUCAUGGGCGGGGCCAGUCCAUCCCCAAGCCAGGCAAAAUGUUUGCAUUGCAAUCGGUGCCAUGGCCGCAAGGUGUCCUUCACUUCAACCUGCUGGACGUGGCUAAGAAUUGGCAUAACAAUCCCCGGAAGAACUUGGGGUUAUUCCUGGAGAUUCUGCUCAAAGAAGACAGAGAGUCUGGGGUGCGCUACCCGCUUGAAGACACCUGCGCCAGACUGAGACGUUCCGUUCAUGCUUCCUUGCUGGCAGUGACCCUCGACCCUGAGCAGUGCCACCCUUCUUCCCGGAAGAGGAGGGCAACCAUCCCUGCCCCCAAGGCUGCAUGCAAGAGCCUCUGCCACCGUCACCAGCUGUUCAUUAACUUCCGGGACCUGGGUUGGCACAAGUGGAUCAUUGCCCCCAAGGGAUUUAUGGCAAAUUACUGCCACGGAGAUUGUCCUUUCUCACUGACCAUCUCGCUCAACAGCUCCAACUACGCUUUCAUGCAAGCCCUGAUGCAUGCCGCGGACCCAGAGGUCCCCCAGGCCAGCUGCGUCCCCACCAAGCUGUCGCCCAUCUCCAUGCUCUACCAGGACAAUAAUGACAAUGUCAUCCUCCGACACUAUGAAGACAUGGUAGUCAACGAAUGUGGAUGUGGGUAGGCCGUCAGAAAUCGGAGUGGAAAGUGUUCUU